This is a messenger RNA of Rhagoletis zephyria (snowberry fruit fly), 3981 nucleotides long. Its product is annotated as F-box only protein 33. The record is from RefSeq and is a predicted model, not a curated record. NCBI's taxonomy places the organism in Eukaryota, Metazoa, Arthropoda, Insecta, Diptera, Tephritidae. Gene Ontology annotation, biological process: positive regulation of protein ubiquitination. Gene Ontology annotation, molecular function: protein binding.
AUCGAAUAUGUGUUGAAAAAAGUAGCAAAUCAAAGGCAUAAAAAUAAAAGUUAUUUUGCAAUAGACGCAUUACAAAAGUCGUUUUAGUAUAAUUUAAGCAAAGAAAAAUUACUAAAGAACUGAAAAUUUGGAAAAAGCGGUAGUUGGGGGGAAAAUUGUGAAAGCAGACGAGUGGAAAUCGAAGUCACAGUGACGCAGAUAAGGGCGAAAAGUGAGAUUGUAAAAGACUCGCUUAGUGCCUAUUAUACGCGUAAAUAUGAGCCGUUGUGUUACGCCAGAAUGGGAUCGGAUACCUACUCUCGUAUUGGGAAACAUAUAUGAAUAUCUCGAGCAGGAUCGAUUAAAUGCAUCGCAGACAUGCCGUCACUGGCGUGGGGUGCUCUUCCAAAAGAGAUUUUUCAACAACUUCAAAUUAAAGUUGCACGUCAACAAUGAGCGGCAGUGUACGUUUUUUCGUCAAACGCUUUGUAAUUUGGCAACUGAAGUAACGCUCAUAUUUGAUUUUCUAAAUGUUUUCCAUAUCGAAAAGAUAAGGCGUAUCCUCUAUAGGAUUGCACGUUGUGAUAAUUUGCAAGGCCUACAUUUUUACACUAACAAUGUUGGCUUAAUCCCACCUGGCGAUAUAAGUGAAGAGAGCCUUGUCGACAUUGAACAAUGCUUUGUGGACGUGAAAAUGUUUUUAAAUCGCAAAAAAUAUCCAUGCCAAAUUUUGGAUUUAGGUGCAAUCGAAGCUUUAACCUACUACGGUUUAGAUGUACUAAAAGCUUUAAGCAAACCUGAAGCAUUACAGCAGCUAACAUUGGCUUCGAUUAAAUUCGAUCCUAGUCAUUAUCCCAUAUUUACCUUAGAAACUACUUUGCUGCAAAAGUGCACAUCACUACAGGUUUUAUCACUCGAUUACGAUACCCUCAACGACGAGCUACUGCGUGCCAUGGAAAUUCUACCCUUGAAAAAGCUCUUAAUUUGUAUACAUGGCUUGGAUCGUCAGCAUCCUGGUAUUUCCGAUAUAGCUUGGACUAGAUUUGGUGCCUCCUUUCCGAAUAUCGAAUUAAUUGUAUCUUUAGUGUACGCCUUCGAAGCCGUGGAAGUGCUGCAAGUGCGCAUAUUGCGUCACAAUAUGCCAAUAACACAUUUGAGAGUAUUAUUUUGUGACUUUAUGAACGUCGAGGCCUUAGAGUGGAUGUCGGUCAAUAAUAGCAAUACACUGAAGAGUAUCCAGUGGAUAGAUUCAGCCUACAAGCAUUCCGAUAAAAAUGUGAUGGAUUUAUUUUUACGCUCCGGGCAAGAUCCUUUCGUAAUGAUGUCUUGGCGUUGCAAAAACUUAGAGGAAAUCGUUAUACAUGGCUAUGUGCUAGAUCCACACAAUAUUGUUGGGAUUUCACGCCUUCGUGGCCAUACACUCAAACGCCUAGAAGUAUCUAUGAUCGAUAACACUCCCACAGAAGCAAGCAUGGAUUCAUUUAUUGAAGAAAUCAAUACAUUGCUUGGUCAAAAAUGGGAGCCUCUCAAUCCAAAUACUUUACAUCCUGCACUCGGUUACAUACCAGUGUCAGAUGAUGUACGUGAUGAAUACGUUUUCGAUCUCAUGCGUCGUGAUAUGGGCUACUAAAAUAUAAUAAUUGCACCAACUCAUACCACAAUUUUUAUGCAAAUUUAGGUUUACUGUAGUUAUAUUAUCAAAAACACAAGUACGUAAAAGCAUACAUGUUCGAUAUGGCAGAACAUGUGCGGGUGUGCAAAAAUGACGCUCACAAGGAAAAAAUACCUUAAGAAUCAAGCGUCAAAAAACAACAGCAACCAAAGUCAAACGAAAGUGCGAUCAUAAAGGCUUUGCAGUGAUAUUUUAUUUCUAUAAUUUUAAAACUACAUCAGUCCAGGCAAAGAAAAAACAAAACUAAUGAACAUUAGCUAAAAUGAACAUCAUUUAAGUAUUGCAAAGAAAAAAAAAAAUCAACAACAAUAUCUUAUAUAAAGAUUAGAGUUAUAAAAGAACACUAAAACGAAAAAUGGAGAAGCAUCAAAACUCAAUUACCUACGUAUUCAUAAAAACUAACAAAUAUAUUUAGGCGAUAAUAGUUUAAGGAAAAACAAUAACAACUACUCCUGUGAUAAAGGAGAAAAUAAAUUAAUAUGUAUGCACAUAUACAAUAAUACAAUAUUGAUUGGUGGCUCAAGUGCAACGUUAAACAUACAAAGAUCCUUAAGAAGAAAUCACGCAUUGCUCCCAAAAAAAAAAACAACAACAAACAAUUGAAUUGUAAUGGAGACCAAGUACAAUUGUUACCACAUUUGGUUUUUUUUACCAUCAAUAACGAUGAAAAAGAAAUGCCAUAAACACGAAAAACGAAAUAGCGUGGAAAUCUAACAAGAAGGCAUAGUCUAGUUGUGCUCCUAUAUUAAUCAAGAAAGCAUUCUAACUUAAUUUUUUUAUAUUUAUUAUGUGUGCAUUACACAGGCUUAAUGUAACAACAAGAACAAUGUAGAUUUCAUCCCAAUCUGCGUAUGUAACUUUAUUCAUAAUUUUUUAUAUAGACAUAUGUACGUAUACAAACCAAUAAGCAAUGUGUUUAUAACUGCAACACGAACAUAUAUUCCAUAUUACUUUAUUUCUUCGCUUUAUAAAAAAUAAUCUACUUACAUACUACAAUGAAAUUAAAUUUACUUGAUUUAUAGUUGAUUAUGCUUGGUUCAAUCAUGAAAAAUGGCAUAUUUUUAUAACGAAAAAAUUGAAGUGCACACCGGUUCAAUUUACGCCUACGGCCGAAAAGUUUAUUGUAUUUAUGCUCAUUUAUGUAAUCUUAAAACUUUUGAUUGCAUAAAAUUUACAAUACUAGACUAAUAUUAUUUAAGCCAAUGCUUAACGCUAAAAAAAAUAUAAGUUUAUUGUUAUUAUUAUUAUUAUUCCAAUCGAUGUCAAAAGCAAAUUUUUCGAAAUUAUAACACCAAAGGGGGAUAGAAUUUAUGCAUAUAUGAGCAAAUCCCACGAGUGGUUCACCUACCUUAGAAAAUACACUAUCUUCAGUUUUGUAUAGAGAACAAGAUUCCAUCGCGAAAUUGUAUUUAAAUGAAAACUUAAAAAAGAUAUACCAAAAAAGUAGAAAUAACCACAAUGCACAAUUUGUAAAAAUGGAAUUUUAGUUUUUCAAAUCAUCUUUUACUCAGUGUAAUUAUUUUUCAUUUGGUGAGACUUGAGGAUAGUCUUAUACUAAAUUCGUUCGUUUGGAAAGAAGCACAUUUUCACCGUUAAAAAAAAAUUGUUUAAUUUCAAAAAUUACAAGAUAGCUGCGACAGAUAUUCUACAUGCUGCCAUUUUUUUUAUUUUCGUGGUGCACUCUUGAAACUUCACACUUAUGUUUUAUAUGAGGCCAACUUUCAUUGCCUCUAACAUGAACAUUCUAUUUGAAAACUUUCCAAUGCUAUUUAAAAAAUAAAUAUAUGAUCCUUUCGAGUGGCAAUACAAAAAUGAUCAAUUUCGUUACUUUUUUGCCUAAAAACAUUUUAAGGGUAAAAUUAUUCAAAUACUUAAAAUAUUUUGUACAAAUACAAGAAGAAUGUUUUUNUUUUUUUUUUUCUUGCCGAGAGAAGGGAAUGACACUAAAAAAAAAACAACUCGUGGGAUUUGCUCAUAUGCACAUAUAUAUUAUAUAUAUAUAUAACAUCGAGUAUUAAGCAGAAACGCACACGAAAUAGAAGAGACAAAGCUGCUUGGAGCCCUUUCUACACCUGCCAUAGGCGCUCUUUCGUAGUAAAAUUAAAAAAUACUUAUACUAUUUUGUGAUUUCUUUUUUUAUGCAGAAUUUAAUGCAGCUCUAAAGGUUAUCUAACAGUGUAAUUAAAUAUAGUUCAUAAUAAUUUUGUUAACUGCAUUUUAAGUCCACAUUACACACAAGCGACAUACAUAAAGACAUCAUUCUAAUUAAGUUCAAUGACACGAACAUGAAAAACAAAAUGAAAAUCUGUAAGGUAGAUGCAUUUUUUUUG